AUGCCUAAACUUUCCAGAUCAAAAUAUAGAAAAGCAAAAUUGCAUAGUGAUAUGAGUUUGGAAAAUAUAUGUGGAACUAAUAAUAAUCAAGAAAAUAAUGUUUCUUCUGAUGUUUACUUAAGUAAUAAUUUCCAAGCUGACAAUAAUGCUCGCAAUAAUGUGAAUAUACACGCCACACCACUCAUGGUAGCUUCUGAGAAUUUCAAUAAUGACUUAACGUUAGCAGAUCCCGGGGCAGAUCCUCCUGAUCUUGAUGGCAAUAAAGAAUUAGAUAUCAAUAUUUCCCUUUCACCCCCAGUUUCACCCUCACCUUUUUCAGAUUUAGAAGAUUCAAUUUCCAAUGUUGUCCAAAAUUUAGGAGUCAGUGACAAUAUUACAAAAAAAAAAGAUAUCACUUCGGAAUUAACAGAGUGGGCUUUAAAAUUCAACAUAUCUCAUAUUGCAUUGUCUGAUUUAUUAAAACGAUUGAAACCAACUUUUAAUGAAUUGCCCCUUGAUGCCAGAAGUUUACUACAUACACCUAGAAAUUUGGAAUAUAAAAUUGUUUUUCCUGGACAAUAUUUCCAUUUCGGCCUAGAAAAAUGUAUUAAGAACCUAUUUUGUUGUAUUAAAAACAAGCCUAUAGACAAAAUUGAGAUUUAUGUUAAUAUUGAUGGACUUCCACUAUCAAAAAGUUCUGGAUCUCAGUUUUAUCCAAUACUUUGCUCACUAGUGCAAAAUAGAAAUGUAGUUGACAUAAUAGGUAUUUACCAUGGAAAUGAAAAACCCAAAAAUGUGAACGAAUUUCUUAAAGACUUUGUGGAGGAAGUGAAUAAAUUUUCAGAACAGGGUAUUAUAAUUAAUGAUCAGAAGUAUCAGUUUACAAUUAAAGCAUUCAUUGUAGAUGUACCGGCAAAGGCCUUUAUCACUUCUACUAAGGGGCAUAAUGGAUACUACUCAUGCUCUAAGUGUGAGAUUGAAGGGGUAUUUAUACAAAAUAGAGUUUGCUUUCCAAAUGUUAAUAACUUGGUUUUAAGAAAUAACUAUAAAUUUAGACAGAAAACUCAAGAAGAACAUCACUUGGGGGCUAGUAUUUUGGAAAAAAUACCUAGUUUAAAUAUGAUAGAUUUGUCUCUCCAUGUAUCAAUAUACAUCCUUUCCAGUCCAAGUGCUUCCACAGAAUUAACAAACUAUGCAAGUGAAUUACUGGAAUAUUUUGUCCAUACUUUUAGUCUUCUUUAUGGCCAAGAACACUGUUCCCAUAACAUUCAUAAUCUUCUGCACCUCCAUGCAGAUUUUACUAAAUUCGGUCCAUUAUUUAAUUUUUCAGCAUUUCCUUUUGAAAAUUUCAUGCAAAUCAUUUUAAAAUUAGUACGUAAACAAGAUAAACCUUUAGCCCAAAUUGUAUUUCGUAAAUCUGAACUCAAUGAUUUUCUCUAUAAACAAGAAUCAUCUGUUGAUGAACCUACUUUCAAAUCACGACAUUUUAAUGGACCUCUUAUCGAUAUUGACGAAGAAUAUGAGCAGUUUCAAAAAGUGCAUUGUCAAAAUUUCUUGUUAACUGUGGAAUCACCUGAUCAUUGCUGUUCAUUAAAAAAUGGAAAUUUAAUAUUAAUAAGAAACAUUUUAAUAAAAAAGGGUUUGCCAUAUAUAAUUGGACAUAGAUUUCUAAAUGUUUCUGAUUUUUUUACUGAACCUAUAAAAUCAUCUUUACUUGGCAUUUAUUUAGUAAGAAAUUUGGACAAACUCCAACAGUGGCCACUUUCCGAAAUAACUUCAAAAUGUUUGAAAUAA
Messenger RNA from Ceutorhynchus assimilis (cabbage seed weevil), 1773 nucleotides. The record is from the annotation of a GenBank genome assembly. NCBI's taxonomy places the organism in Eukaryota, Metazoa, Arthropoda, Insecta, Coleoptera, Curculionidae.